This is a messenger RNA of Salvia miltiorrhiza (redroot sage), 1765 nucleotides long. RefSeq names its product protein GRAVITROPIC IN THE LIGHT 1-like. Lineage: Eukaryota; Viridiplantae; Streptophyta; Magnoliopsida; Lamiales; Lamiaceae. The transcript is spliced from 2 exons. Bases 233 to 1501 code for a protein of 422 amino acids. Gene Ontology annotation, biological process: response to red or far red light; negative gravitropism. The record is from RefSeq and is a predicted model, not a curated record.
AACAAACAGUAGUAUUUGGCAAUAAAAUAAAUACCAAAAGUUGUGUCCCCUCUUCUUACUUUUCAUACUGUGCAGUAAUGGGUUGUUUUUUAUCGGAAAACAUUUUCACGCCUUCCUUCUAACUCUUUCUAUCUCUACUCUCAACUUCACGGCUCAAUUUUCCGUUGUUGCUGCAAUAUUUUCCUGUGGCCCAAAAGUAAUUUGGUGAGUUUUGUUUUCAGUAAAAGUAGAUAUGCAACACACUGGUGCAAAGGAUACCCAACUUCGUGAAAGCAGCAACCAAAAAGUUCACCCCCAACCAAUGGAAGAGGCGACAAAUCAGAACCCUGAAGCUAUGGAAGCAUUAGUGUCUAGGAUAUUUACAAACAUCUCCUCGCUGAAGUCGGCUUACAUUCAACUACAAGCUGCCCAUACUCCUUAUGACCCCGAUAAAAUUCAAGCUGCUGACAAGCUUGUAAUAUCAGAGCUAAAAAAUCUUUCUGAACUCAAGCAUUUCUAUAGAGAGCACAACCCUAAACCUGUCUGUGUCUCUCCACAAGACUCUCGAUUAGCUGCUGAGAUUCAAGAACAGCAGAGCCUGUUGAAGACAUAUGAGGUCAUGGUGAAAAAAUUUCAGUCUGAAAUUCAGAAUAAAGAUUCUGAGAUUGUUCAAUUAGAGCAGCAGAUCCAGGAAUCCAGUCAGAAACGAGUAAAACUUGAGAAGAACCUGAAGCUUAGGGGCUUGUCAACGAAAGAAUCAGAAGGGAGUGGUGGUGAAUCGGGACACUUUUCACUGGAUUUAUCCCCUGACCUUUUCAGGUCAGCUGUAGAAGCCGCUUCCAGGGCCAUUCAUGACUUCUCCAAGCCAUUAAUCAACAUGAUGAAAGCAGCUGGGUGGGAUCUUGACGCUGCAGCAAACUCCAUUGAACCAAACAUUGUUUAUGCAAAAAGGGCUCACAAGAAAUAUGCCUUUGAAUCUCAUAUCUGCCAGAGAAUGUUUAUCGGGUUUCAGGAUGAGAGCUUCGGCACGACACCAGAAAAUCAGGCUGAGACAAAAGAAAGUAUAUAUCAGCAGUAUCUUAGUUUGAGGGAAAUGGAUCCGCUUGAUGCAGUGGGCCAGAAUCCAGAUUCGAUGUUUGGAAAGUUUUGCCAGAGGAAAUACCUCGCUGUCGUCCAUCAAAAGAUGGAAGCAUCAUUUUUUGGCAACUUAGAUCAACGGAAUUACAUAAUGGGUGGAGGUCAUCCAAGGACGGCCUUUUACCAGGCUUUUCUGAAAUUGGCUAAGGUGAUCUGGCUUUUGCACCGGUUGGUGCAUUCAUUUGAUCCUCCAGUUAAGAUUUUUCAGGUAAAGCGGGACAGUGAGUUUUCAGAGGUUUAUAUGGAAAGUGUCGUGAAAGAUUUUGUUGUAGAAGAUGGCGAUGAGAAACCUAAAGUCGGUCUGAUGGUAAUGCCGGGAUUCUGGAUAGGUGGUAGCAUCAUCCAAUCUCAAGUCUACCUAACAGGUAUCAAGCUCGCCGAAUGACACCUCGUUUCCUUUCCUUUGCUUCCUGCUCGAAAAUUUUCGAUUUGUAUGUAACCCUACCCAAUGUUUGUCUCAGAUACAUAGAAGUAGCAUUUCUCGUGUUUCAUUCGAUGAGAAAUGCAGGUCCCAAUGGGGAAAUUGUUGUAGUAUAGAAUGUAAUGUGCCCCUCAAAAUGUGCCCCUCAAAAUUGAACUUGGAGAAACUGUCACCACUGCUUUUUAAUAGUGUGUUUCUUGUUAAUUAGUAGUACUAUUUAUUUGGCCA